GAGGAAGAUAUUGACUGGGAUGCCGCAUGCUCCUUGAAAGCAUUACAAGCAGAAACCGACUGCGAAACUUCUACUCUUCCCCUGACUGAUACGACGGCGGCAGGCAGUUCUGAACUUCUGACUGUGACUCCCUUUUUACGACCACCAUUUCCGGGCCCUGCCAACGACAAUGGCCAAGUCCCAGGUGUCUCCUCACUGACUGUCCUGCGAACGUGCUUCCGUGUUGGUGAGAUGAUUAGCCAGACUGCUAAGUGUCAUUCACAACAACAAGAUGUUGUUUUUGAGCUCUACGCGCGAGUAAAGCAAUCAGAAAGAGAGAACUUGACACGAAAACAACACUUUCUACUUAUAGAUUUGUUCAAAGCUACGCCUCCAUAUCCACAUGCGGCUCUCACAGGCUGGAGAAAUGGCGGCCUUUUUGAGAGGCAGGCGGGGCAGUUCUUGGGUGUCUGCGGUGAGCCCAAGCUUUACUGGUGCUUGUGCAAACCUGUCAAAGAUCCGAGGGCAGCCAUUGGCUGGACCUACGCUAUCCUAAGUAUCAAACCCAUCAGUUGGGAGCAUGUCCAGCAUGCAAGAGACGACCUUUUCAAAGCACGUGGAAUGUCUUAUGCGACAUGACCGACGUAGGCGGCUAUCCUUGAGACAGGACUAUGGCAGACCAGGGGAGAUAUGGCACGGCAGUGGAAAAACAUAAAAUCAACAUCCUUUGUUGAUGCUGAAUCAAUCCGGCUAUCUCUAUCAGGGCCAUACUUCGCUGUACG
Molecule: messenger RNA, 761 nt
Organism: Microdochium trichocladiopsis
Lineage: Eukaryota; Fungi; Ascomycota; Sordariomycetes; Xylariales; Microdochiaceae
Exons: 1
Coding region: 232-618 (128 amino acids)
Source: RefSeq, a predicted model, not a curated record